AGAAGAAGAAGCUAGAGAGAGAGAGAGAGAGAGAGAGAGAGAGAGAAACUGAGAAACCCACAACUUCCACUUGUUGGUAUUUGAUGGGAAGAUGAUGAACCGCGCCAACCCCAACGACCCCUACGUCCCCUCCAUGAUGAUGUCCUUCGUUGGCCUCGACCCCAACCCCAACCCUAACCCUAACCCUACUAACCCCACCCCUCAAAGACUCCACCUUUCCGACCCUUGGGACCCCUCCCCCUCCUCCGCCGCCUUCUUCCCCAACUCCGGCGUCGGCGGCGGCGUCACCUUCCUCGACUACCCACCGCCCCCUCUCCUCCCCUUCAACACCACCACCGCCGCCGCCGCCGCCAACAUUAACGCCAACCCCAACUCCCCCUUCUACCCCACUUCCCCGACGCACGACUACCCGCCCUCGGCGGGCCUCGUGAAGCGCGAGGCCGACGCCGCCGCCCUCCUCCGCCCCGCCAUCGGCCUCAACCUCGGCCACCGCACCUACUUCCCCUCCGGCGGCGAUUCCGCCGCCGUCGCCAUCGACCGCCUCUUCUCCGCCCGCCCGCCCGCCCACGCCGUCCCGAGAGGCCUGCUGUACGCCCUCGGCGGUCUCGGCGGGAGUGGCGCGCACAACCCCGGCUACCAGCACUAUCACCACCACCACCAUCACCACCAGCCCCCCCGCUGCCAGGCCGAGGGCUGCGGCGCCGACCUCUCCGGCGCCAAGCACUACCACCGCCGCCACAAGGUCUGCGAAUUCCACUCCAAGGCCGCCGUCGUCGCCGCCAAGGGACUGCAGCAGCGCUUCUGCCAGCAGUGCAGCAGGUUCCAUGUGCUCUCCGAGUUUGAUGAAGCCAAAAGGAGCUGUAGGAAGCGCUUAGCUGACCACAACCGCAGGAGGAGGAAGCCACAGGGAUCAACUCAAUCCACAGACUCUUCAAACCAAAAGAACAGCAACUGCAGCAGCUCACAGAAGAGCAAGCAAAGCACAAAGCCCACUAGAGACACUAGUACAAUCACCACCAAGUCAACUACCACCAUAUCCAAUGCAAGUGUAAGCUUGGAGGGCCAAAACAAAGGGACUCAUUACAGGAAUGGACCAGCUUUAUCUCUUGGAGGAGUUGGAGUUGGAGUUGGAGUUGGAGUUGGAGUACUUGCAAUGGAGAGUAAGGGAGGGAAUAACAUGGACUCUGAUUUUAUGUACCAACAAAGCCAAGGGCUACACUAUGCUUCAUUUGUAGAGGAGAAGGUCUCCGAAGACGAAGAAGAAGACGACGACGAAGAAGAAGAAGAAGAGCAGCGCCACCACCAAGAGAUAUUGCAUCCUUUCUCCUCUGCGGAGUCCACCAACAACAACACCUUCUUCCACCACCACAACCUCUUCUCCUCCGCCGCCGCCGCCGCCGCCGCCGCCUCUGCCGAUGGCUCCCACUCAACCACGGAGGGCGGUGGCGGUGGCGACACGGCCACCGCCACCCUACACCAUCACCACCACCACCACAACCACCACCAAGGCCUCCACCUAGGGCAAGCCAUGUUUGAGGUGGACUUCAUGUGAUCAUCAUGUUAAUGAAGGAUAAGGAGAAAGAAAUUAAGGGUAAAAAGUUAAUGUACUAAUUAAGAGUUACCUCCCAACUAUGUUCUAUUUUGAAA
Molecule: messenger RNA, 1647 nt
Organism: Ananas comosus (pineapple)
Lineage: Eukaryota; Viridiplantae; Streptophyta; Magnoliopsida; Poales; Bromeliaceae
Product: protein LIGULELESS 1-like
Exons: 4
Coding region: 92-1552 (486 amino acids)
Cellular component (GO): nucleus
Molecular function (GO): DNA binding
Source: RefSeq, a predicted model, not a curated record